Eimeria maxima is the source of this 2835-nucleotide messenger RNA. Its product is annotated as Kinesin, related. The annotation marks the transcript as partial. Gene Ontology annotation, biological process: microtubule-based movement. The record is from RefSeq and is a predicted model, not a curated record. The transcript has 9 exons. Gene Ontology annotation, molecular function: microtubule binding; microtubule motor activity; ATP binding. NCBI's taxonomy places the organism in Eukaryota, Apicomplexa, Conoidasida, Eucoccidiorida, Eimeriidae.
GAUAGUUUAGGUGGUAGUACAAAGACUUGUCUUAUUGCAACAAUUGGACCAACCAGUGAUACACUAGAAGAAACACUCUGUACAUUAGAUUAUGCAUUUAGGGCGAAGAGUGUUACAACUCGCCCUGUAGCAACACUAAGAAGGUCACGUAACACUUUGCUGUCUCAGCUGCUGACGGAGAACGGGCAGCUGCGUCUGCUGCUGCAGCUGCAGCGGGAGAGGGAUGGUGUCUUCCUGCCGCUGCAGUUGUAUAAUGAGCAGCAGCAACAGCAGCAACAGCAACAACAGAAACUGCAACAACAAAAUACAGAAAUUCAACAACUGCAGCAGCAAGUCAGAGAACUGCAGCAGCAAAUCGAGCAUGAGCAGCAGCAGCAGCAGCAAUUAAAGGCACAUACAGAGACACUGCAAGCCUCUCUUCAACACACUCACCAGAGCCUCAAGCAAGAGCAGCAGCUGACAGCCGCCCUCCAGGAGCAGCAACAGCAGCACGCAGAAGCAGCAGCAGCUGCUGCGGAGUCGCUACGGAAGGCAGUUCAGGACAUCACGCUGUUGCAGAAGCAGCAGCAACAGCAGCAACAGCAACAGCAAGAGGCAACAGAUGCAUGCGCUAGCUUUACAGCUUCUUUGAAGGUCAGCAAUAGCAGCAAAUUCAGCAGCAGCAGCAGCAGCAGCAGCAUGGCAGAUGUUGCUGCUGCUGCAACUGAUCAGCAGCAGCUGCUGCAGCGAGUGCAGCAACUGCUGCAGCAGUUGCAGCAGACGGAGCAGCAGCGUACCGAAUUUGCCAAACAGGGAGCAGCAGCAGCAGCGGAUCAGCAGCAGCAACAAGCGCAGCUGCAGCAGCAACUCCAAGGUCAUAGCGACUUGGUGCAGCAACUGCAGGAGAAGCAGAAGCGACAGCAGCAGCUGCUGCAGCAACAACUGCAGCAACUGCAGCAAAAGGCAGAGGCGAUCGACGCAGCCACGAAGGCAAGUCUGCACAUCUCUUGCCUCAGCAAGAGCAGCAGCAGCAGUUGCUGCUGCCGGGAAAGACAGCAGCAGCAAAAGCACUCUUUGCUGUUGCAGCAGCUGCUGGAUACUGCGCAGCAGCAACAGCAAGACUCUCUCAAAGCAGCAAAAAGUAAACUUAAUACCGCCAAAGAAGACUGCAGCACGAAGCAGCAACAGCUGCAGCAAAACCUCGAAACUCUUGUAUCUGCUGUUGCUGCUGGAGGAGCAGCAGCAGAGAAGCAGCUGCAGCAGAUGCGGCAGCAACUGGAGGAGAAGACAGCAGCAAUGCAGCAGCAGACUGAAGAAGCAGCAGCAGCACUCACAGCAGCGGUGCAGCAGCAGGUGGAGGCCUUUAUGAAGAAGCAGCAAGCAGCAACAGAGCAACACAAGCAGCAACUGCUGCAGGAGAUAGCUGCAGCGCAGCAGCAGCAGCAAAAGCAGCAUGCAGCGCAUAAAGCAGCAGCAGCUACCACCAGCUCAGCUGCUACUGCUGCUGCUGCUGCUGCAGGUAGAAUUGUUGUUGAUGCAGCAGAAAUGCUGCAAGCUAUAUCUGCUGCUGCUGCUGCUGCUGCAGCAGAUCAGCACAAAACAUUAACAGCAGCAAAAGGAGAGGAGGCAGCAGAAAUAGUGCAGCAGGUCAAGGCUGCAAAAGAACUCUGCAAAGACACCUCUCAACAAGCAGAUGCGGGACAGCAAGAGCUGCUGCAGUGCCAACAGAAGCUGCAGCAGCAGCAGCAGCAGACUGCCGCAGCAGCACAGGCAGCGGCAGCAGACCUCAAAGCAGCAGCAGCACGUGACCAGCAGAAGCAGCAGCAGUUUGCAGCAGCUGCAGCAACAGCAAUUGACGCAGCAACUGAAGCAGCAAAAUGCAGCAGCACACGCAGCACCGAGGCAGCAGAAGCAGCAGCACAGAAGACUGCAGCAUUCGCCUCAUCUAUGGAGCAGCAGCUGCGGACUUGCAGAGGCGAACCAAUGGAGGAGGGAGCCAUAGGAGAGAGCAGCAGCAACAACUGCAUAAGCAGCAACGAAGACGACAACAGCAUUAUUGACAAAAGCAGCAGCAGUUCUUGCUGCUGCAGCGCAUGUGCUGCUGCUGCUGCAGUAAGGCGCUGGGAGCACUGGGAGCCUCUCUCCCUUCCGCCUCUACUCUCUGUUGCAACUCUGAGGGAAAGCUCAAAAUCUGCUGAUGACAGCAGCAGCCAAAUGGAGGACAUAAUGACCCCUCAAUGGAGCUGUCCUAGUCCUGUUCCUUCUCCUGCAGCUGCUGCUGCUGCGCCUCCUCCUGCAGCCGCUGCUGCUGCUGCUGUGGCUUCAGCCCCGUCCGAAAACAGCAGCAGCAACAUCAGCAGCAACAACAGCAGCAGCAACACCAACAUCACCAGCAAAAGCAGCAGCAACACUAGCAACAGCAACAGCAGCAGCAGCAUCAGCCACAGCAAUAGCAUGAGCAGCAACAACAGCAGCAGGAAGGCGUUGGGUGCCCGUUUGGUAGCAGCAACAGCAGCAGCAGUAACCGCAGCAGCUGCAGCAGCAACAACACCGCAGCAGGGCUUAAAGCAUCAGCGCAGCAAAAAACUUCAAGGGAGCCCUUCUCCCUUUAAGAGCACAACUCUUGUCAGCAGCAACAACAGCAGACUCGUCAGCAGCAGCAUCAGCAGACUCAACAGCAGCAACAGCAUUAACAGCAGCAGCAACAACAACAGCAGCAGCAGCAACAACAACAAUAACAGCAGCAAAGCCCGCCGCCGCUCACGCAGCAGCGAUGAAAGAAAUAGCGCAGACUCCGUCAAUAAGAAACGCCACACUCCUACUGAAGAGUUUGGCGAAGGGGUUUGUAAACCCUAA